Messenger RNA from Melanotaenia boesemani (Boeseman's rainbowfish), 3348 nucleotides. It is a transcript of the gene rab27b, whose product is annotated as RAB27B, member RAS oncogene family. NCBI's taxonomy places the organism in Eukaryota, Metazoa, Chordata, Actinopteri, Atheriniformes, Melanotaeniidae. Gene Ontology annotation, molecular function: GTP binding; GTPase activity. The transcript is spliced from 7 exons. Gene Ontology annotation, biological process: positive regulation of exocytosis; melanosome transport. The record is from RefSeq and is a predicted model, not a curated record. Gene Ontology annotation, cellular component: secretory granule; melanosome. Bases 517 to 1173 code for a protein of 218 amino acids.
UCAUUCCUAUUUUAAUACCCCUCUUCUACUGAGCGCACACACAUUCACACACAUAGUAGAGUUUCCUCUACUGGUAUGACCAGAGGCAGCUCUGCACUUAGCAACUGAUAAGGGUGUGUGUGUAUGUGGGUGGGUGUGUGUGUGUGUGUGUGUUCAGACCUAGCUUACUGUAGCUCACCGCACCCUCUCAUUACACAUAGAAACAGACUGAGAAGCAGAAAGUAGCAGAGAAGAAAGAAGGAAACAUCACAUCCACAGAGUGGAACUAACCAGUUAGCUGCCAAGCAGCAAAUCAGCUGCUCAGUAAGGGGUGUGGCUUUGUGGUCUGUUGCCUCCAGCUGAAUGGUAGUCAUUCAUCCAGUCAUCCAGUGAUCCCACCUCCCAGCCACCCACCCAGCCAGUCAGUCAGUGGCUGUAAAUGCUGGUCAGCUGCUCUGGACGCCUCGUAUCUCCCUCAGGAUCUCACACUGUUGAAUCAGCUGAGGAACCACUGAGAGGUUUAUUGCAGUCAUCACUAUGACCGAUGGGGAUUAUGACUACCUUAUAAAGCUCCUUGCCCUGGGGGACUCCGGCGUGGGGAAGACCACCUUCCUGUACCGAUACACAGACAACAAGUUCAACCCCAAGUUCAUCACCACAGUCGGCAUUGACUUCAGGGAAAAGAGAGUGGUCUACACGGCGUCAAACCCCAAUGGGACGAACACAGGGAAAACCUUCAAGGUUCACCUUCAGCUGUGGGACACGGCGGGACAGGAGAGGUUUCGCAGCCUGACGACAGCGUUCUUCAGGGAUGCCAUGGGGUUCCUGCUGAUGUUUGAUCUCACCAGCCAGCAGAGCUUCCUCAACGUCAGAAACUGGAUGAGCCAACUACAGGCCAACGCCUACUGUGAGAACCCUGAUAUUGUCUUAGUAGGAAACAAGGCCGACCUGGCCGACCAGCGGGAGGUUCAGGAGAAGCAGGCCAAGGAGCUGGCUGAUAAAUAUGGGAUCCCGUACUUUGAGACCAGUGCAGCAACAGGAGUAGAAGUGGACAAGGCUGUGAUAACGCUGUUGGACCUGGUCAUGAAGAGGAUGGAGCAGUGUGUGGACAAACCACCUGCAGAUCCAGCCAAUGGGAACGGGGCUACAAAGCUCGGUGAAGCACAGCCCAAUGAGAAGAAAUGUGCAUGUUAAAUCAGGAGGGGAUUCAAGACAACAACCACUCAACACUCGUCUGUUGUUCAUCUUUCUUCUAGUCACAUUCCUUCCUUCUUUUACUUUUCUUAAUGUCCGUUUUAACAGCAUGUUUCUUUAUCUCUUUCUCAUUCUCCUUUCUAUUAAAAUAAACAUGAGCCAUUUUUCUCUUUUGGCUCUUUUCUCCUUAACCUCCCCGACUGCCACUCUGACAAUGAAACAACUCUCACUCCCUCUAAUGGACAUUCAAGGUAAUGCAGUCCCAGCCUGUUGGCCUUGAGAAGAAAACUAAAACAGGAGGGGACAGUUUCAUCACUGUCAGACACAUAAUGUGCCUCAUUGAAAACAUGCAGCCUGGGAAUUAAGCUCUGCACGCUUGCUAUUUUCCUCUUGGCAGGCACUUUGAAUGAGUUAAAUGGACCUAAACAUUCAAAAUCAGAUGUUUAAAACUUCACUUUGAGAUCUUUAGUUGUUCAUCUGGUAAUCGCAACAGGGAAAAGGUUCAACUUUAAAUCUGAGCCCUGAAGAGUUUAAUAUCAGGCUGUAUGUUUGUGUGCAUUAGGUCCUAUUCUCCUUAAGCUUUUCCUCUUGGACCACAGUGAGAAAUUGUGCGACCGAUAUGUUUUUCUUAUGAUUUCUUUCACGGUUUACCCUGUGUUUUAAGCUGGGCCAAUCUUAGCCACAUGUGGAAACUUUUCAAUGCUCAGAGAAAUUUUGUUGUCUAGAAGUUUGUUGAACAUGUGCCAAUAUGUGUUUUGUAUAAUCAGCUUUUGUGUCAUGGAGGUCUCUGACACCUCAUCGAGUAGCUGCAGCAGUGUUUCUAAUCAUAAAACUUGUCUGUGACGUCUGAUUCUGAGUCAGAUUGAUUAAUGAGUGACUUUUCCUGCCCAUGUUUGCUUGUUAACUUCUUUAAAGAACUGAAGGAUUUUUUUAUGGCAGCAUGAGCCAGCACUGCAUUGAAAAUGCAAGGCCAACAUUCAAAUUUUGGUUAUUUUGGAUGAAAAAGUGGGAUGAAAUUCACAAUGUAUGCCAUUUACCACUGCUCACUAGCUAAUGAUCAAGAACACAAUAUCUGACACUACUGUCAAAUUGUGCAGUUAUUAUAAGAUAACACACACACAAAAUAUAUAAAAAAAUAUUUAAAAAGACUCAGUUAACAUUAACUUGAAUUGAUAGAAUAUAUCUCUAAAUACUGGCCAGCAAAUUUAGCAUAAUUAGCUAGUCAGUGUUGUAGCAGAUAGCCAUUUUACUUAGCAGCUAUCUUUCGUAACUUCUAGCAGGACACAAAUUUAAUAAAAGACUUGAUUUUAUCUAAAGAUGGUUUACAGAUUACCCAUAACUUUCUAACUAAAAGCAGAAGUUCCCUCUUGUGCUUGACCAUCUUUCUGUCUAGAUUUUUGAAUUCUGGACAUUUUGUUUUGUUAAUUUGUAAAGAACUGCCAUGUAAUUGUUCAGAAAUGGCAUUUAAUAUUACACACAAUAGCAUUACUGUGCAUUUUAUUACACCAAAUAUAUUCAUCAGUCCUACCAUGCUCAAGACAAGGUCAGGAUUGAGCAAAUAAUGACUUUAACUGAUUAGCCUCUAAGCACUGAUUAGCUAAUGUAGCAUCAGUACUUAGCAGCUAUCUUUUGUGAUGGCUAUCAAGAGGCUAAUUUAACAAAAGACACACGACUUUUAAGUAAAGACAGUUACAGUUCAGCCAUAACUUUCUAGGUGAAAGCAGAUGUUUUCACCAGUGUGCAUAACCUUGUUUGUCUAGCUUUUAUUUAUUAGCAGUCACAUGCUACAAGUCAAGCUAACAUAAUCUUGUCUGCUAAGUUUUCUUAAGUUUAUUUGUAAAGAACCGUCAUAUAAUUGAUAAGAAAUUGUAUUUAAUAUUACACACAGUAUAACUGCAUUUUAUAGGUAUUAUGUUAACCGUACUGUGCUUGAAACAGGACCAGUUAACUCUAAGUUAGCCAUCAUGUUAGAGUUUGAUGAUCAUUAUACAUGAUUUCACUUGCAGAUUGUAAUCAUAUUCUAGGACCUAAAUGGGUCCAGCAUGACAUAAGUGAAAUGAAUGAAGGAAAGAAAAAAAAUUCCACUGUGGUUCAACAAAUUUAGGAAGUUUGAGACAAAUUGGCUGUAAUAUUAUGCUAUUUGCAGAUUGUUUUGUAACAGUCUACAUUUUUAAA